Molecule: messenger RNA, 330 nt
Organism: Durio zibethinus
Lineage: Eukaryota; Viridiplantae; Streptophyta; Magnoliopsida; Malvales; Malvaceae
Source: RefSeq, a predicted model, not a curated record
AUGUUAGCAGAAAAGAAAGAUCUUCAAGGAAGGAAGUUAAAACCUUCGCUUCGAUCCUCUCUACUUGAAGCUGCUUGUAGUCUUACAAAUAAGCGUAAAGAUUCCAUUGAGGACAUUGAUGGAGCUGAUGUUGAUAAUGAAUUGGCUAUUAUUGAAUUAAAUACAUUGAUGGAGCUGAUGUUGGAUGAGGGUCGAUUACAUGAUUAUAUGGAUUUGCAGCUAGAUACCAAUGCAAAGAUGAGAUCAAUCCUCGUGGACUGGUUGAUGGAUAGUCCACCGCAAAUUCAACCUUAUGCCAGGGACACUCUAUCUUACAAUGAAUAUUGUUGA